This is a messenger RNA of Acinonyx jubatus (cheetah), 4124 nucleotides long. RefSeq names its product proprotein convertase subtilisin/kexin type 4 (gene PCSK4). Lineage: Eukaryota; Metazoa; Chordata; Mammalia; Carnivora; Felidae. Gene Ontology annotation, cellular component: trans-Golgi network; Golgi membrane. The coding region runs from base 159 to 2477 and encodes 772 amino acids. Gene Ontology annotation, molecular function: serine-type endopeptidase activity. The record is from RefSeq and is a predicted model, not a curated record. The transcript is spliced from 16 exons. Gene Ontology annotation, biological process: peptide hormone processing.
GGGGCGGGGGAGGGAGACAGCCGCAAGGACCCCUGGGAGUUGACGCCUUUCAGGGGUUGCUAUGGCCCCGGGGGCGGGGCGGGCGCUUGGGCCCACUCGGCGGUUUGGCCGGGGGGAGGGGUUUCGGAGGCCCCGCCCCGGCCCCGCCCCCCGCCGCCAUGCGGCCCGCCUGGACUGCGCUCUGGCUACGCCUUGCCUUGGCUCUGGGCCUGGCCCUCGUUGGCCCCCUGCCUGUGGGGUGGUCCUCGGCCCGGGUCCCCAUCUAUGUCAGCAGCUGGGCCGUGCGGGUGUCCCAGGGUUACCGGGAGGCCGAGCGCCUGGCGCGCAAAUUCGGCUUCGUCUACCUGGGGCAGAUCUUUCCUGACGGGCAGUACUUCCACCUGAGGCACCGGGGCGUGGUCCAGCAGUCCCUGAGCCCACACUGGGGCCAUCGCCUGCGCCUGAAAAAAGACCCCAAGGUGCAGUGGUUCGAGCAGCAGACGCUGCGGCGGCGUGUCAAGCGCUCGGUGGUGGUGCCCACGGACCCCUGGUUCUCCAAGCAGUGGUACAUGAACAACAAGGUGCGGCCGGACCUGAACGUCCUGCAGGUCUGGAGCCAGGGGCUGUCAGGCCGGGGCAUUGUGAUCUCUGUCCUGGACGAUGGCAUCGAGAAGGACCACCCGGACCUCUGGGCCAACUACGACCCCCUGGCCAGCUACGACUUCAAUGACUACGACCCAGACCCCCAGCCGCGAUACACGCCCGGCGACGAGAACCGGCACGGGACCCGCUGUGCCGGGGAAGUGGCCGCAAUCGCAAACAACGGGUUCUGUGGAGCGGGUGUCGCCUACAAUGCCCGGAUCGGAGGUGUGCGCAUGCUGGACGGCACCAUCACGGACGUCAUCGAGGCCCAGUCGCUGAGCCUGCAGCCGCAGCACAUCCACAUCUACAGCGCCAGCUGGGGCCCCGAGGACGACGGCCGCACGGUGGAUGGCCCGGGCGUCCUCACCCGCGAGGCCUUCAGGCGCGGCGUGACCAAGGGCCGCGGUGGGCUGGGCACUCUCUUCGUCUGGGCGUCGGGCAACGGCGGCCUGCACUACGACAAUUGCAACUGCGACGGCUACACCAACAGCGUGUACACGCUCUCCGUGGGCAGCACCACCCGCGAGGGCCGCGCGCCCUGGUACAGCGAGGCCUGCGCCUCCACGCUCACCACCACCUACAGCAGCGGCGUGGCCACCGACCCGCAGAUCGUCACCACGGAUCUGCACCACCGGUGCACGGACAAACACACGGGCACCUCGGCGUCGGCCCCGCUGGCCGCGGGCAUGAUCGCCCUGGCUCUGGAGGCCAACCCGUUCUUGACAUGGAGGGAUAUGCAGCACUUGGUGGUCCGUGCGUCCAGACCCGCGCAGCUCCAGGCUGAGGACUGGAGGACCAACGGCGUGGGGCGCCAAGUGAGCCACCACUAUGGCUAUGGGCUGCUGGAUGCCAGGUUGCUGGUGGACAUGGCUCGAACGUGGCUGCCCACACAGCGCCAGCAGAAGUGCGUCAUUGAGAUCGUACACACCCCCACGCCCGCAGAAGGGGCGCUCACAGCCCGCACCGCCCCCAGCCCCAUCUUGCCGCUGACGCAAGUGAGGAGGAACGUGUCGGCGUGCGCUGGCCGAGCCAACCACAUCCGCUCGCUGGAGCACGUGCAGGUGCAGCUCUCACUGUCCUACAGUCGCCGUGGGGACCUGGAGAUCUCGCUCACGAGCCCCAUGGGCACCCGCUCCACGCUCGUGGCCAUCAGACCCUUGGACGUCAGCGGCCAAGGCUACAACAACUGGAUCUUUAUGUCCACCCACUUCUGGGACGAGGACCCGCGGGGCCCGUGGACGCUGGGCCUGGAAAACAAGGGCUACUACUUCAACACGGGGACGCUGUACCGCUACACGCUGCUGCUCUACGGGACGGCCGAGGACAUGACGGCGCGGCCCCCGGGCCCCCAGGUGACCAGCAGCGCGUGCGUGCAGCGGGACACAGAGGGGCCGUGCCAGGAACGCCACGGCCCCGCCCACGUCCUCGGCCACCUCCGCCUCUCCUACUGCCCGCCCAGGUACCUCGGCCACACCCGGCAGGCGGUGACCGCUGGGCCUGGCCGCUCCCGCCCUGUGCGUCUGCUCGAGCCGCCGCGCCUCCUGCUACACCUGCCUCGGCCGCUCCCUGCUCCCCUGCACUGCCUGCCCCCCCGGCCUCCACGCUGGACGAGCGUCGCGGCUCCUGCUCAGGACCCGUCCCUCCCAGCGGCCUCCCCGCAGCCCGCCGCAGUCGCCCACCCCGGCCGCCACCGCGGCCGAGCCCGGGCCGUGGUACUGGCCCCGCUGGCCGUGGCCUUCGGGAGCCCCUCACUCCGCAGCGUCCUCGCUGUAGGCUGCCCACCGCUGUGUGCGGGGGCCCCCCCCGCCACCACCCCAGGUCCAGCUGCUGGCCGGGACCUAGAGACACCUGAGUAGGGGGCAGACGUGUGUCUGUGCAGGCACUGCCAUCCUGCUCCUUUGCUCCAGACUGGAACCUGGGCGGGGGGGUGCAGGGACCCGCCCCCGGAGGCUCUGGCUAAUCACUGAGGCCCUCAGGCCAGGGGCGGCCUGCUGGAAUCCCGAACCCGAAAUUGGCAGGUCCGGGUGAAAGAGAGAGAGAGAAGUCUAGCUACACGGGUGGGGGUGGGGGCAGGGUGGGAUGGGGCAGAGGCUGGGCUGUGACAGCCGUCCCCUCCCAGCCCCAGAAGUGGGGGGAGGGGCAAGGGGAACCAAUGACAGCACCCAGAGUCUCUGGCACCAUGUCAGACCUCGGAGUUUGCAAAUAAAGGUUGAAUAGGAGGUGCCAAGUCUGUGGUCUCCUUUGGGGCAGGGGCAGGCCCCCGUCCCCAUGGCAUGGUUGGGGGUUCCCCCGCACCCCGCUUGGAAACGGUCUUCUCCUGGAGGACCCUGUGGCCCACAGGGAAAAGGGGCAGCUGGGGCCCGGGGCCCCCAGUCUGGUGGGGGCAGGAGUGAAGUGGGGGGUUCCCAGGGCGGCACGCUGCAUUCCUAACUCCUCCUAAGUUUCCCUCGUCCUGUUGGGGUGUUUCCCUUUGACGCUGAUCUUUAAGAGAAGCACGAGUCCCAAAUGAGCAUGCGUGCGGCUGUUCCCCGCCCCGCAGGUGGGUCUAUGAAGCUAUAACAAUCGUGCUGCUUCUCUACUCCCCGAGAGUCGUGGGGAGGCCGAGGGAAUUAUGGGCUGGAGGCAUGUUGCUUUCACUGGCCCCCAAGCUGGAUUUUCCCGUUCUGGACGUUUCACACACGUGGACUCACACCCUGCGUGGCCUCUCGUGUCUGGUUCCCUCCCUGAGUUUUGUGUGUUCAGCCCUGCAGACGGCGGGUGUCCUCGCUCCUGCUCGCGGCCGAGUGGGCGGGCUGUGUGUUGAUCCAUUCAUCCAUCCAUGCACAGUUGGGCUGUUUCUACAUCCUGCGAAUUGUGAAUCCUGCUGCUGUGAGCAUGUGUGCGGAUCUGAGCACCUGCCAGGGCCGGGCCGUGCGUCCAGGGGUGCUUGGCCACCUUCUUGCAGUUUUGGUGGCCUCAUCUGUGCAACAGCACCAAGCCCAGCGCUUGCUUCACCCGACGUAAGAUCGAGAGAGAUAGUUUUCCCACUGGCACACAGCAAGCACCCAAAAUGUGCCCGCGGGGGGCAGACACUUCGGGAAACCGGUUCUGUAAACCAUUCAUCAUCAGAGUUACCGUAUGACCCAGCAGUUCGGCUUCUAGGCAUGUCCCCAAGAGAGACAAGAACAUAUAUCUGCACAAAACCGUUACAGGGAUAUUCUCAGCAGGAGGAAUCACGACAACCGAAGAUGGAAACAACCGAGAUGCCCAUCAAGGGACGGACGGUCAAUGUGCCCAUCGCGCACGCGCACGUCACUCAGGUGUGUCCACGCACGCGCACGUCCACAGAUAAACGUCAGGAGUGAGGCGUCCACACCCGCCGCCCCGCGGACGGACCCCGAACACACGACGCUCAGGGAGGGAACGCGACACGAGAGGCCACACGGGCUGUGAGUCCGCGUGUGUGAAACGUCCAGAACAGGCCCGUGCACGGACGGGAAGGGGCUCGUGGGGGCCAGAGACUG